Parasteatoda tepidariorum (common house spider) is the source of this 7195-nucleotide messenger RNA. RefSeq lists its product as uncharacterized. Gene Ontology annotation, biological process: nucleosome assembly; transcription by RNA polymerase I. Gene Ontology annotation, cellular component: nucleolus. NCBI's taxonomy places the organism in Eukaryota, Metazoa, Arthropoda, Arachnida, Araneae, Theridiidae. Gene Ontology annotation, molecular function: histone binding; DNA binding. The record is from RefSeq and is a predicted model, not a curated record.
UUUAAGAAAAUUUACAAAGUGACUGCACAGUAACUCAUUACAACUUUUGAGUUGAAUCAGUUCUUUGGUUAUGUCUAUGAAGUUUUCAACUUAUACGAAUCAAAUAGUUGAAAUCUUUUAGUUUGAUUUCUUAAUACUGUAUAAUUUUAAGCACCGUGUUGUUUUUUUUUAUUAUUUUCUUUUCAUGUUUUCCAGAUGAUUUUUUGUGUGUGUGGAUCAUUCUAAUGGAGUUAAUAGCCCUCUGGAAAUUGUUAGUCUUAAAAAAAUUUUAUUUGUCUAUUGACUGACGAAGACUUUAUAUCCAUUUUGAGAAAUCAUAAAAUAAUGCAAAAUGGAUUUUAGGAAAUUAUUGGAAGCAGCAAAUUAUAAUUCACAUGAAGCCAAACAUGAGUCGUCAAUCAAAACUUACAGCACAGUUCUUCCACCACCAAAGAAAGUUGGAAAAUCAACUGUUCAGUCUGAUGGCAUUAAAAAGUUUUUGGCUAAGAAAAAAGCUGAAGAAGAUGCCAAAGCUGCAGAAGCUCGAAAGCAAAAGGAAAGAUUGCUACAGUUGAGGUCACAAAGUACCAAGAAUAAUAAAAAAGCUAAACUUAUGGCAGCACGCACUAAAGAUAAUGACUUCAGUAAGAUUAAACUGUCUGAGGAUCAAGUCGCAUCUAAAAAGAAAAUAGAAAUUGAACUCAAUCGUAAACAUUUAAAAGACAAGAAGGAAAGAAUGAAAGCUCGUAUCGAAUUAGAAGAAAAAGAAGCUCAACUUCCUCGGAAAAGAAAGCGAAAAUCAAAAAAUGGCGGGGAGGGUGCUACCCAAGGACAUGAAAGUGAUGAACCCAUAGAGGAAGAAUAUUUUAAGAAAGAUAAAAAUCCUCCAUCUAAAAAUGGAUUUCGUAAACCUCCUCCUCCACCGGUAAACUUUAGUGAACUUUUAAAAAUGGCCGAAACAAAGAUGCACGAACCUGUGGUUAUUCCAAAGAAGAAAGAAGAAGGGAAACUUAUGACCAAGAAGGAGAGAAGAAUUUAUGAGGAAGAACAAGCUAGAAUGAGGAGGAAACAAGAACUUUUGCAGAAAGGUAUACAACCCAGUUUGUAUAACAAAACCCCUAGCGGGAAGAAAGAAAAUGACAAAACUCUUACCAAGAAACCUCAUGUUGUACACAUAGAAAAAAAUAAAACUCUUAAUCCAUCUAGUGAGUCUUCCUCCUCUAAAUUUAAAAUUCCUAAAAGUUCUGCUGCUGCAGACGCAAACAAAACGAACAAUGGUGACUCAAAAAUUAUGCACCCUAAUAAAUCACAGUCAAAUAACAUAAAAAAAUUAAAGCCAUCUGGACCUAAUGAUAGACUUCAAAUAAGCAAAAAAGAAAACGUUGGUUCAACAAAACCUUCUGUGCCACAAAACUCAGUACCAAAAAAAAAACCUAAAAUCAAACCUGUUUCUACUUCAUUGCCUAAGACGUCUUCUAUACCCACUAUCGAUGCAGAUGCUAUAGCUGCUGAUAUAGAAAGAAGAGUAAGAGAAAAACUUGAAAAGCAAUAUGCUGAAAAAGUGAAGAAACAGUUGGCGGAUGAUCUCGAAAAGCAAAUACAAGCCAAGUUGGAAAAGGAAAUAGAAGAGAAAUAUCGCCUUUCUUUAGAAGAACAACGUAAAAAAUUUAAAUUACAAAAUGAACCAGUUGAAAAGGUCAAAAAGCCUGACAUUUCUAGUAAAAGUGCAACUUCACUUAAUGGUAAAGUUCCUCAAAAAGCUGUCUUAGAUAAACCCCCAAUUAAGAAAAGUACAGAUAAACCAACUAUACAAAAAAUAUCUGCUCCACAGCCUCCACCAAAAAAGAAAUUCCAUCCAAAUCCUUAUUUAGAUCCUCCAAGACGAUUGCUCGAACCCAUAAUUCCUCCCAAAAAGAGACGUGUAAUAGAAGAUUACGAUGAAGAUGAUGAUGAUGAUUCUGAUAUGGAUAGUUUCAUUGAUGAUGGGCCAGCUGUAGAUGAUGAAAACUAUUCUCAAUAUAUCAAGCAAAUUUUUGGAUAUGAUCGCAACAAAUAUAUUGAUUGUGAUGAUGAUGACAUUCAAGAAAGUAGUUACCAAGAACAAAUGAAAGAAGAAAUGAGAAGUACCAGAUUGGGGUAUAUGGAAGAUUUAGAAGAGGAAAGAAAACUGCGAGAAGAAGAAAAAGCAAGAAAGGUACGAAUGAAGAAAAAGAAGUAAUAUUUUUCAAAUCAUUACCUGUCUAUUAUUCCCAUGGAAUAUGAAUUAAUAAAAACAUUCAACUGUACAUACAUUUUUACGUAUGCAUCGCUUUCCGUGUCUUGUUUAAAGUGUCUUUCAUUGGGAACCAUGAUUUGUGAAGAAAGAGAAAAGCAUGUUUAUAAAAUCAUCUUUUAUUUAUUUAUAUAGUGUUUUAUUUAUCCUUGUGAUCCCAUACUACAAAAAACAGAUUGUAUGAAUACCUUAUUUUCCAGUGGAUAAGAUUUUUGAUGUAUAAAAUCAAACUAAAAAUAAUGGACCAAGUGAUUUAUGUGAUAUACUUAGAUGAAGAUUGUGUGGUCUGUUUAUUAUUAUCAUUAUUUCUCUACCUUUUCAAUUUUUUAAUCGAAUAAUUUUUUUUAAAAAUAUUUUUGUGGUUGUUAAAAAAAUGGCCAAUCUGUUAAAUAUUUUAUAUCAUAUCCUUUAAAAAUGUACAUAUAUUAAUUAGAAUCAACCAGGGUUGGCAUAAUUUUAAUCACUUGAUUUAAAUCACCUGAUUUUUUUAAAAUCAAGCAUCCAUUUCAAUUUAAAAAAAAAAAUUUACAUUGUCAUUUAUAAAUUCAUUAUAAUAGUUUUAAUUUCUUCAAAGUACGAUUUAAUUAAUAUUUGAGGUUUUUUCUUGAAAAAUAACGAGAUGGAGUAAUGUAUGUUAAAUAAUACAUUAUUUUCAAAAUCAGAUUACGAAACAAAUAAUAAUAAAACUAGUUUAAAUAUGAAUAAAGAUGUAAAACUAUUAAAUUCUCUUUUGCUGUGAAAUAGUUUACUGUUAGUGAAUAUAUUUCUAUUAUACCCAUUCAUUUUUAAAUGUUUAUUUAAAAUUACUUUUGAAACUUAUUAAAUAUGUAGUUUGUGUGCUUAAAGAAUGAAGAAAGACCUGCUCAAUCAGGAGUGAUUUAAAAUAAUUAAUUUUUUCUUUGUUUCUUGAUCUAAAUAAUUUAAUAUUUUUUCACAUAUGUAACUGACAACUUGGGUUUUUAUAAAUUUAUGAUAUUGUUAAACUUGAAUGGAGAAAAAAAAACUAUGAUUUCAUUUAAUCAGUGAUUUGUUAGAAAUAGUAUGUAAUUAAUUUUUAUGUUAAUAUAUUUUUCAGAACUUUGAUGGAUAGAUGUAAAGAAUCUUAUUUAAAUCUAUUAAAAAUGAUUUUUCCAAUCCCGAAAUUAACACUAAAUUCAUAGAUUGAUAACAAUUAUGAUCAAGUGUUAAGAAUUUCUAUUUUUCAAAGUGGCUUAUCACUCACUUGGUAAUUUUGUGAAAUUAUAACUUUUUUAAUUUAACAGGGUUUUUUAUGGUCUGUUUAGCAAUCUAAGUAAUUUCUAUUUAUUUUAUAUCUUAGUUUAAUCUCAUUAGUUAAACUUAGUUACUUGCAUCCAAUUAUACAUAGAUAAUUUAAAUAUUCUUCAAAUGCUAUCUUUACUGUUACUAUUCCCUUGUUAAAAGUUUGAAAACUUACUGUAGAUUAUUAUUAUAUAUAUUGUAUUAUAUUUGAUAUUGAGCUAUGGAAUUAAAUUUAAACAGAAAUAUCAUUAACUAAUGAAUUUAUUUGCUGAAUAGUCAGCUUAAUUAUUUUUCAAACACAUUAUUUUGUAUGUAAGUUAUAAAUUUUUGAUUUUAUUUUAUUUUUUCUUGUGCUCAUAAAAGUAAUACCUUUAUGAAAUGAAGAUCCAGAUCUGAGUGUAAAUUAAACACAUUUAUAGACUGAGUGUAUUGUAGAAAACUACAAUAUUUACUCCAUUUUCUGCAGACGCCUUAAAUUUUUCUUUCAUUCAUUUAUUUACUUUUAAUUUAAUUUGAACAGUUUUUCUCAGAACUUAAUGAAAAUUUCCUUUCAAGUGUUAAUCAUCAGUGGUUUAUAAUAAUUAUGAUUAAUAUUGACUUAGUUUUAUAUUAAUCAUUUUUUGUGUAAUGGUGCAAUAUUUGUAAUAAGUUUUAUCGUGCUGCAUUUAGCAAUGCUGCAAGGUUUAACCUAAUAUAUGAAAAUAUAUAAGACCCGUAAAAGAAAUUUUGUUGGAUAAUAUUUUUGUGGAAAAGUGGUGAGUUUAACUAUCUGACCAUAGAGUAAAAACUUUUGUUCAAAAACCUGUAGAAACCACGGAAUAAAAACUUUGAUAGAUUGAAAAUCUGUUGAUGUCACAGAGCAUAAACUUGAAUUGAUCGAAAACCUGCUGAUGCCUCAGAGCAUAAACUUUGAUUGAAAACCUGUAGGUGCCACAGGAUUAAAACUUUUAUUGAUUGAAAAUAUGUUGGUGUAGUGCAGGAAAAAAAUAAGACUUCUGCUGGCUCCAGAAUUUUCCUUUUAUCACUUUAAAUUGGUUCUGAAAAUUUAUUUUUAACAACUUUUUAUUUUUUAAAAUAGAAGUCAAUGGUGUUCUUAUCAUGGAUAAAAUAUGUCCACUAAAAAUCUACUAAUUUAAAAAACAUUUUUUUUUUUUUAAGUUGAGGUUUGUUUAUGCUCUGGAAAGUAUGGUAAACAUAAACUGUGUGUUUUCCUUUUUCAAUUUGAUAUUAAAAAAAGAAAGAAAGAAUGCUUGGUCUUGUUGAACUGAACAACACUGGAAUCGUGUAUAGGUGGGUUAAUUAACCAGAGUGAAACUUAAUGCCUUUCUUGGCAAAAACGUGAAUUUGAGAAAAGUUCAUUUUAUGUGAAGAUGUCAAAUAGUGAAUAUUUGUUAAGACUGUCUUAUAUUUUAUUUAAAUUAAAUAAUCAUUUGUGUUAUUUUGAUAUUUAUGUUAGAAAGCUAAUAUAUUAUUCUUCAUGUGUGCCUGCCAGUAUGUUUUACAAAUAAAUGAAAGUUUGGAAACAUUUGUAAUAAAUUGUUUUUGAUAUUUCUUUAUAUUAUGUAAAGUUGUCUUGAUUGUUUUUAUUCGUGCUACCACUAAAAAUGAAGUAUUCAUUCAUAUUAUAUUUUUGUUUAAGUUUUAUGAAAGUCUAUGUGAUUAUCUGAAUUAUUUUUAGUGUGCACUUUGUAUAUUCUCAAAAGCACAUCAAGAUAAAAUUGCAGAUUGAUAUAGAUUUAAGAAUGUUAUUAUCUAUGGCAAGUUAACUAGGCUUUGUUGUAGAAGGUAGAAAAUGUGAUGUUGCAGUAAAAGACUUAAAUUUUUAACAUUCAUGAUUGGAAAUAUUGAUUAUAAAGGGAAAUUAUUAAGGAUGAAAUCGAGAGUUGUUAAGUUGUCAUUCAAUUUAUUUCUUUUUAUGUUUUUCAUUAUGAUUCAUCCGUAAUUACUACGAUUUUGUAGUCUAGAUUACGGUUAAAUAAUAAAAAUCAACUGUUAUUUAAAAAUUUUCAGAGUAAUCUGUUAAAAUCAUUUACUACCAAAAGUUUUGAAAUUUUGCUUGCCAAGAGUAUUUUAAAAAAAGUUAACUCUUCAGAGUUACUUUUGUCAUGCAGAAUAUUAUUAAAAUUAGGUAUGUAUCUAAAUAGAAUUAAAUAGUAGAAACAGCUUAAAAUUAUGCAAAUUUGAGUUUUUUUUUUUUUUUUUUAACGUUUUAUAUAUUAUUGUACUUCAGAUUAAGGACAGCUAGUAUGGAAAUUAGGCACCUCUGAGUUUACUUAAAUUUUUUUCCACAACUAUUUUCAUUUACAAGGACAAUUCAGAAAGGUUAUUUCAUAUUGUUAAUUAAGUACUCCUAAAUAUAGUAAAAGGAUUUAACAAAAUGUAACUUUUUUUCUUUUUAUUUUAAAUUAAAGAGUCGAAACAGGAGAGGAAAAUUUUUUUUUGCUUUGAUAAAGUUAUUUUUGGCUGUUAUGCAGCUUAAUGGGCAACAAAAUAUAUUACAAAGCUUUUUAUAGUAAGAUCAAUUAAUUUUGUGAAACUAUACAUCUUUUUUAGUAAAAUAAUAUAUAUUUGUUUUAUAAUAGUUAAUAUAUAUUUGUAUUUAAAAUAAUAUACAUAUAUUUUCUCCCUUGCUGUUUUAUAGCUUCAAACCAUUUAUACUAAAGUGACAAAUUUUCAGUAAUAUUUUGCGUAUUACUAUUGAAUGUUACAGAGUAAUAUCAAUGAACUAUAAAUUUGACGAAGAAAUAUAUUCUGCAUAAAAAUUUAUAACUUAUUGUUUUAUUUAAAAGAAAAAGUUUUGGCAAAACUCAUGCAUUUUAAAGAUAUGCCAAGAAAUACUUUCACACUAAGAAAUAUAAUACACUAAGAUAGGCCAAGAAAUAUUUUUACAAUUGAAGAACUCAUUAAAUUAGGUUCUGAGUAACAUUUUAAGAAUUUUAUAAAUAAUGCUUAAAGUUGAUGUAUUGAUAGUAGGAAAUCAAGAUAAUGCCUUGUCAUUAUUUCCUGUUUUGUAAAUUUCUUAUUUGGAACAUCUAUAAAUCUCUAGCACAAAUUGUGCACAUUAUAGCUUCACUGUUAUAACAUUCUAAUUUCCUGCCAAAAGAGAGACUAAAAUCACUAAUUGACAAAUUGUUGCCAAAUGCACUGUGAAUUUUCUUUCACUCGAAAAUAUUAACAAAGUUUCACUCAGUGCCUCUAUUCUCUGGGAUCUUCAACAUUUAAAGACUUGGCUAAAUGAAACUAAAAGAAAAACCUUCCCUGAGAAAUUAAAUUUUUUGGAAAUUUCAUAUAAAACUGUCUUUUACUAAGUUCUUCUAUUGUGUAAAGAUAUAAUUGUAUACAGUGAUUUGCAAUUAUGUACAUAGUCAUUAUGGCUCAGCCCAGUUAACUUGACAUAAACUAUAGAACUGAUUUGUAUGAAAUUAAAUUGUGACAUUUAUUUUCAACAUUACAAUUUUUAGGAGAAAAAAGUACUGUUUAAUAAAAAACAUUUCAGAUUAAAAAAUUUUGUAGACAAUAUUAACUUUUAUACUUGCAUUUUUUUUUAUAUGUUUCUUUGCAUGAGAAAAUUACUUCAUAUAUUUCUACUUCUAGUUUGUAACAAAACUCUCACGCCCUCAUCAUUUUCUUGUAAUGUAUUGUAUCAUCAGUCAUCAAUCAAUCAAUAAAGUGUGAUACCAUUGA